This is a messenger RNA of Enterobius vermicularis (human pinworm), 828 nucleotides long. The record is from the annotation of a GenBank genome assembly. NCBI's taxonomy places the organism in Eukaryota, Metazoa, Nematoda, Chromadorea, Rhabditida, Oxyuridae.
AUGUCUGCUAGAGCUGUAGCUAACUUGGCGAUUGGUCUUAGUUUUUUAGCGCUUUUGGGAUGUGUCGUUCUUUUGCCUUCACUGUACGAAAAGAUCUCCGAGAUUCAAGAAGACAUUUCAACGGAAAUCAGUCAAUUCAAUCAGCUUCAAGAUAGUAUUCAUUUUGAAAUGCGAAAAAGAACUCUUGGAUUGACCUUCAGAAAACGUCGGCAAACUGAUGAGCCAGGAAAAUGCACAUGCAAGCAGUCUAAUUUUUGUCCUUCCGGACCUCCUGGACUACCUGGUGUACCUGGACAAGAUGGAACACCAGGAGCGCCAGGAACUCCAGGAGCACCUGGUCUUCCAGGAACAUUCCCACAGGUUAUGCUCAGUGAAGACAGAACCUGCCGUGUGUGCCCACCUGGACCAAAGGGAUAUCCAGGACCUCCUGGAAGACCUGGUUUACCAGGCCAGAACGGAGAGGUAGGACCUAGAGGACCUAAGGGAGAAAUUGGCUAUCCGGGACAGCCUGGAAAACCAGGAUUCCCUGGUGAGCUGGGUGAACCUGGCAAACGUGGUGAACCAGGAGUACCAGGCGCACCUGGAACUGCCGGUGGUAUAGGUGAACCUGGAGCUCCAGGGCCUCAGGGGUCUCCAGGCCCAGCAGGGUUCCCCGGACAAAACGGGAAUGACGGGAACCAAGGAGCGCCAGGAUUCCAGGGAAUUCAGGGUAAACCAGGCGAACAGGGUGAUAAGGGUGCUCCUGGUUACCCAGGAGCCCCAGGCAUACUUGGUAGAACUGGUCAGGAUGUUAACUACUGUUCGUGCCCUCCACGACGAAGAUUCUAA